This is a messenger RNA of Podospora anserina S mat+, 4170 nucleotides long. RefSeq lists its product as uncharacterized. Gene Ontology annotation, biological process: secondary metabolite biosynthetic process. The record is from RefSeq and is a predicted model, not a curated record. NCBI's taxonomy places the organism in Eukaryota, Fungi, Ascomycota, Sordariomycetes, Sordariales, Podosporaceae. Gene Ontology annotation, molecular function: oxidoreductase activity, acting on CH-OH group of donors; flavin adenine dinucleotide binding. Bases 1 to 4170 code for a protein of 1389 amino acids. The transcript has 4 exons.
AUGUCGCUUUCCAAGUUCUGUCUGUUGGCGUCUGCCUCGUUGGUGAGCUUGACCACCGGGCUGAGCACACCACAUGCCAAUAUCAAGCGUCAGGUCUCCCAGUUGCGUGAGAGUUAUGACUUUGUCAUUGUUGGCGGAGGUACAAGUGGUCUCACGGUAGCUGAUCGGUUGAGUGAAGCCUUUCCACAGAGUAAGCCAUCUCUCGUAUCUGAUCAUCCACAUCGUCAUACAGCUAACCGAGAACCAGAAACUGUACUGGUUGUUGAGUACGGCGAUGUUGAGUACGCUCCAUCAAGCUUCGAUCCACCGGUCGACUGGUACGGGCCGAAUUCAUUUCAAAGCGCCUCUCUCUGGGUAUUUUUCUCCCAGCCGAACCCCGAAUACAACAACUUGACGGCCCUCAGCUUUGCUGGGCAAGUGGUCGGUGGAAGCAGUGCUAUCAAUGGCCAAUUCUUCGAUCGGCCAUCACGUCACGAUCUUGAUUCCUGGACCCAGCUCGGCGUUUCUUCAGACUGGAACUGGCGGGGAAUGUUUCCCUAUUUCAAAAAGAGUAUCAAGUUCACCGCACCAUCAGCACAGGUGGCUCAGCAGUACAACUACACAUGGGAUCUUUCUUCUUACGGCGGCACGACACCCAUCCAUUCCAGUUUUCCCCCCUUCCAAUGGGCCGACAACUCCGUCGUCCUGAACGGCUGGAGAGAGCUGGGUGUCCGCACACGUCAGGACUGCGCUGGCGGUGACAAAGAGGGUCUCUGUGCAGUUCCUACUUCACAGCAUCCCAUCACUGCAAGACGUUCUCAUGCUGGGCUUGGCCACUACGCCGAUGUAGUUGGGACUCGCUCCAAUUACGAUCUGCUUGUGAAGCAUCAGGCAGUCAGAGUCGUCUACCCCAACGGAGUCAAUUCUGGCCCUCCACUUCUCGAUGUCCGAUCGCUAACCACCAAUGCUCGGUUCAACAUCACCGCCAAUGCUGAGGUUGUUCUCUCGGCUGGCGCCUACCACACACCCACUGUUCUUCUUAGAAGCGGCAUCGGUGCUGCCAAUAUCCUUGCAGCGUCUGGAAUUACACAGGUGCUUGAACUGCCAGGAGUCGGUGCCAAUCUUCAGGAUCAUCCUGGGAGCACAGGCGUGGCUUGGAACUACACCAAGCCUGGAAACUGGACCCCAAUGCCAGAGGAAAUGGCCGACCCAACUUUCAAGGCUGAUGCCACGGCUGCGUUUGACGAGGUGCCAGCGCGCGGUCCUUACACCAUGGCCUUGGGCAACCAGGCCAUCUACAUUUCUCUCCCAAACACCACGCCCAACUACCUCAGCAUCAUUCGCAAAAUCCUCAGACAGACAGUAGAUGGAUCCGCAGCAUCCUUCCUGCCAGCCGACUACAGGGACAACGCAGCACUGGCCAGAGGCUACAGAGACCAGCUCGCCGUCUUGGCCAAGCUCCUCCUCAACCCCAAGGCCCCCAACCUCGAAACCCCAUGGUCAACAGGUUAUUCCGCCCCAGCGAUCCUUCUUCAUCCCCUCAGCCGUGGGACGGUCCGCCUCAACCCGGCAGAUCAUCUUGCUCAGCCCAUUGUUGACAGCAGACACGGCAGCAACCCAGUCGACUUUGACAUGCAGCUUGCUAAUGUGAAGUGGUCACGAAGACUGCUUGACACACCCACGAUGAAGCGCUACGGCGCGGUGGAAACUGCCCCGGGUGAAGCUGUGCAGAGUGAUGCGGAGUUGUUGGCGUUUAUCAAGAGCGCUGCGACGUUGAGUUAUCAGCAUCCGUGCUGCACUGCUGCGUUGGGACCGAAGAAUAAGGGGGGUGUGGUGGAUAAUAAGCUGAGGGUGCACGGGGCGAAGGGGUUGAGGGUGGUGGAUAUCAGUGUUUUGCCUUUGGUUAUCAGUGCGCAUACGAGCUCGACGGCUUAUGCGCUGGGUGAGAAGGCUGCGGAUGUUAUUAUUAAGGAGUGGAGGCAGGAAGCGAGGAUCAAUAGGCUGACGGGCUCCCUCUUCUUUGAUGAUUAUCUUUGCGUUUUCACAGAAACACAUUUCGAGUUGCUUGUAGCCGCUGCAAUGGUUUCUCCCAAACCCCCCGUGGAUGAUGGUCCAAAAACACAAUGUGACCAAUUCCUCGCCCUCCUCCUCUCCACCCACCGACCCCGCCCCCAGAGACAGCAUCACAUCCUCUGGGAGGCAGCCGUCACCCACGCCACCAAACAAGACUGUUCCCUCUGCAAGAUCCUCACCGACGCCCUGCAAGUCUGGUUCACGCCCUCGCAGCUGGGAGGCGUCCAGCUGCAGGUCAUGCUGAUCAUGCAACAGAGCAGUGAGAAGCAAGAUCGGUUGUUGAUUCAGUUCAGAACACCGGCGAGGGUGACACCCUGGACGGAGGGGCAGACUGUUAACUUCUUUGUGGAUGAUGGGUUAUGUGGGACUGGGGGGUGGAACUUGAUGAAGACCCCGGCUGCCUUGAACAAGGAAAGUUUCGCGUGGGAAAGGAAAGUAGAAAAAAUGAAGGCGUGGUUGGGGCGAUGUCGGGAAAGUCAUGAGAUGUGUAGGUCUUAUGGGGGUGUGAUGCUUCCUGAGGGGGUGACGGUAUUACCGAGCAGAGUGCUGGAUUUGUUACCUGGGAAUGGGGGCGUGAGGUUGUAUGAAUCGAGGGUGGGGGAAAGGGGGAGGUAUGCUUGUCUUAGUCAUCGGUGGGGGAAGUGUCAGCCGCUUACCACGACCCGGGCGACGUUGGGGGAUUGGAAGGAAGGGUUGCCUUGGGAGAAGAUCCCGAAGCUGUUCCAGGAUGCGAUCGACAUUGCAAGGGAGCUGGGGGUGAGGUAUCUCUGGAUUGAUAGUCUUUGUAUUGUGCAGGAUGAUGCGGAGGAUUGGUAUAGAGAGUCGAGGAAGAUGUGCGCGAUUUAUCAGAAUGCGGUUGUGACUGUAGCUGGCACGGCGGGGUUUGGGUGUGAGGAUUCGUUGGUUCCGACGAGGGAGAGGACUGUGGCUGGAAAAUUGAAGGAUGGGACGGGUUAUAGGUUUGAGGUUAGGUUGAUGGAUAAGCAUUUGAGUGGGUCGCCGAGUCAUGUUCAUUUUGGGAAGACGCUGCUUGGGAGAGGGUGGGUUUAUCAGGAGAGGCUUUUGUCUCGGAGGAUCAUACACUGUUGUUCGGAUGAGUUGGUGUGGGAAUGUAUGGAGUCGGUGGAAUGUGAGUGUCCUGAGGGGGUUAGCUGGAUGACAACCGCGGAUCGGUCUAGGUUGGAAAUCAAGGCUAUUCAGACGCGGUUGCCAAGGGAGGCGCCGGUGUCGGAGCAGCGGAGAGUCUGGCAUGAUAUGGUCAGGGCUUAUACCACGCUGGAUUUGACAAAAAUAUCGGACAGAGCGGUUGCUAUUCUCGGACUGGCAGUAGAGAUGCAGCAUUCAAGGAAGGGAUUGUAUGCCGCGGGACUAUGGGAGGAUAGCUUUCUGUGUGAUCUUGCCUGGCAUACUGGGACGGCAACUCGAAGGGGGAAAAGGCCGACGGAUCCUAGACCAAAUAGGGAUACGACAAAAGCUCCUACAUGGUCUUGGCUCUCAGUUGGUACCUGUUGUGAGUAUUGGUCUCGAUCGGAUCUCGGGAACGGGGAGCCAUGGUGGGAGGAUAGCGGUACUGUUGUCGAGAAGAUUGAACUCCCUCCGUAUCAUACGCUUUCAGCUGCAGCACAAGGUCUCGGCUUGGUUCAUGUGAUCCCUGCCACGGAUCUCCAGGUGGAUGGUGGCACCAGCAGACUGACCACUCAUGGUUGUCUGACGCUCAAGGGGAACUUGCUGGCUGGAACAUCCAGUCAAUCAGUGCAUAACGACACACUGGAGUGGGCGGGCUGGUUCCAACGUAGCUUUGGGAUCGAUCUUAAUCUUCAAGAAUCGAGAGCACGUGGGUUCCUUGAUAUUCAGACUACAAGCGAAAAGCCUAUCAUCCGACAGGGACAGGCAGUGUUUGGUAUGCCGCUUGGUACCAGUAUCGACACUGAAGGGAUUCUGGAUCCGAUAUAUCGGUAUCGGUACCUCCUGUUGUUGGUGUUGGUAGAUGCCGAUGAGCAGUUGUAUGAGCGGGUGGGGAUGAUUGAGCUGGCCCAUGGCGAUUAUCAGUGGAAGGCACCUGCGUGGUGGGAUAUUCCUUUUGAGGCCGGGACCAUGACUACUAUGAGAAUCAUUUAG